Molecule: messenger RNA, 2075 nt
Organism: Pieris rapae (cabbage white)
Lineage: Eukaryota; Metazoa; Arthropoda; Insecta; Lepidoptera; Pieridae
Product: U1 small nuclear ribonucleoprotein 70 kDa
Exons: 12
Coding region: 108-1388 (426 amino acids)
Source: RefSeq, a predicted model, not a curated record
CGUCAAUCGCCAUAUUGUUUUAAUACAUUGUAAAAGCCUUAAACUAUUUUUAUUUCAAUGGUGAUUUAGUUGAUUAUUUAAAGUUAUUUCAAUACAUAUUUAUUGUAAUGGAUUCACUAGUCGGUUACGGUAGCGAUGAUGACAUUGAAACUGAGCGCUAUGGACACCAGGCAUCGGUGGGGAGCCAUCGCAGAAGAGAGGAUGACACUAACUAUGAUCAAGUCAACAUGGAUCUAAGUGAGGAUUCCCAAGGAGAAGAGUCGGAGCCAGAAUUGCCGCAGGCUGAGACACGGGUUUUACGACAGACAUCUGGAGAGGACCAAUCAAGCUCUACUGACAGUCGAGACGCAGAGCGCCCACGGGAAUAUGGCAAAGAUCGUGACCGUGACCGCCAUCGCGACCGUGAUCGUGAGGAAAGGCGAGACAAGCGACGCGAAUCACCGCGGAGGGAUCGGGAACGCUCUGAAAGAGAUCGUCGCUCGCCACGCAGAGAUGAUAAAUACAGAUCGGAUCGUAGUGAAAGACCACGUCGAGGAUUACUUGGCGACAGACCAGAUGAUAGACACCCGUCUAGUGAUAGCAAGAUGCCAGCAUUAAUGGAUCUUAAACCAUUUGGAAGUGACGGGCCGCCCAGGAUAAAAUCACAAGACGCUCGUGACGCUGUGUCUCCCAGGUUUGUCGAUCGUCGGGAACGUGAUCAUGAUCGAGAACGUGACCGUGGACGCGACCGUGACUCUGACCGUGACCGCGAACGAGAACGCGAUUACGAUGGCAGACACAACAGACGUUCUGAAGAUAGACGGUCAUCUGGACGCGAUAGAGGCAGCGAGAGGUCUCGAUCACGUGGUCACGCCUACCCUCCACCACACACGUCAAAUGAACGAAGAUCACCAUCAUCUGGUGACUACAGACCGUCUUCAUACAAAGUCAAUAAGAAGCUCGAGGUUAUGGAAAAAAUGGGAUUACAAAUCAAAACGCCAGAUGGUUCUAUGACAACAGCGCAGCAGUUACGCGCUGCUGCUGGUGAUAAUCCAGGUCUUCCGGGGUAUUGCAAUCCUGGCUCUAAUCCUGCCAGCAGGAUAUUGGACCAGGUACAAAAACGUAAACUUCUCUGGUCAAACAAGACAAAAUCUGCAGAAGAAGAAGCUGCUAAAUGGAGUGGGGCGCGAUUCUCGCAGGACAACGACGGAAAACAAGUGUCCAAGUUUAUGAGGCUUAUGGGAAUUAAGGAUCCUAAUGCAGUCAAAGGCGAAGUUCCAGAAGAUGCAGACCCUAACAAGAAGCAAGAAGAAUUGUUUGAAGCUAUGCAAGCACAAUAUGAAGUGGCUCGAGCAACUACACACACUAUGAGAGGAGUGGGUUUAGGUUUUCAACGUGGACAGUAUUGACAAGUGUAAAUUCAAGUCAAAUUUCAAUCACAUAAAUCUAUAAAAUCUUAUUUUUAAGACACUAGUAGUAGUUUUAUCUAUACUAGAAUUACAAUAGUCUUUUUAUGUACAUACCUGACUGCUAUUUGUAUUAAAGACAAAUUUUCAAUAAUUAUGAAAGAUGAAGAAUUUUUAGAUUAAAUGGUCAAUUAAUUUUUUAUGUUUCGUAAUUUAAUUUUGUUAGUGUAUUGUUAUUCCUAUUCAUUAUUUUUAAAAAUUACACUGUCCAUAUGUAAUUCUUUAAUAAUAAGGAAGGUGACAUCCGACCCAUGCUGCAUUUUUAUGAGCUCACUGUAAUGUCUCCAUCACGGUUAAUAGCGUUUGCGAGGUUUCCUGAGAUGUACAGAAAGUAUUUUACGUCUUAAUCUAGUUUUAUACAGAGUCAAACAUUGUGACUUCUGUAUAUAAGAUUUUUGAAUAAGGGCGUAAGUCAAAAUGCUCUAUAUAAACCUUAUGGUUUUUUAUUCUUUAAAAAUUUAAAGCUUUGUAUUUUUCCAUGUAAAGAGAUGGUAUGUGUGAUAUAGCUUAAGUUAUGUAAAAAGAUAUAACUGCAAUGUUAUCUUAAACUUAAGUAUAAGUUAGUGUUAUAUUUCAUAAUAUGUAAUCUUUACAAUUAUUUUUGUGUUUCAAUAAAGUUAUAAUUUACCA